AUGCCUCUCAACCUUGCCGCGCAGGCUGCGGCGCUUGACGAGGAAGAUGAGCUGCGCCACAUCAGGAACGAGUUCCGCAUACCAACCAAGGCUGACAUAAAACGCAAUACACUUGCCCAACAAGAUUCGGACAAGUCACUCACAACCGGUGACGCGUCAAGCUGUACAUAUCUCUGUGGAAACUCGCUGGGCCUACAGCCUAAAAGAACGGCCACCCGGAUCAAGCAGUAUCUUGACACCUGGGGAACGCAAGGUGUCCAGGGCCACUUCAAGCCCCUGGACGACUCGCCAUUGCCGACAUGGCUCGAUGCGGAUGCGCGUGGUGCACAGUUGAUGGCUCCGAUUGUCGGGGCGGACGAGUCAGAGGUUGCAGUUAUGCAGACCCUGACUGCCAAUCUGCAUUUGCUCAUGACGGCUUUCUAUCACCCUGACCCCAAGGGUAGGCACAAGAUCAUAUUGGAAAGCAAGGCCUUCCCCAGCGAUCAUUUCACGGUUCUUAGUCAGAUUUACCAUCAUGGCCUGUCGCCGGAAACAUCCAUGGUUCAGAUUGAGUCUCCUUUCUCGGAAGACAAUAUACUUAGCACGUACGACAUCGAGUCAUUGAUCUCGCAGCACGCAGAGGAUACGGCAAUCAUCUUGCUUCCGGGUAUUCAAUACUACACGGGCCAACUUCUCGACAUUCCUACAAUUACAUCGUUCGCCCACAAGCACGGUAUUUUUAUCAUCUGGGAUCUCGCUCAUGCAGUGGGAAAUGUGCCACUUCACCUCCAUGACUGGGACGUUGAUGCAGCGGCAUGGUGCACUUACAAGUACCUCAACGGUGGACCCGGCUGCAUAGGAGGCAUGUUCAUCAACUCCAGAAAUAGUCUAGUGACGUCGACCAUCACAGACGAGGGUCCAGAGCGCGGCUAUGGCAAGAGACUGUCAGGAUGGUGGGGAAACGACAAAGCCACUCGCUUCACCAUGGAAACCAAGUUCCAUCCCGUAAAAGGGGCUGCCGGCUUUCAACUGAGCAACCCAAGUAUCCUCGACAUUACAAGCCUCAGCGCAUCCUUGGAGGUGUUCGAACUCGCCGGCGGCUUGGCACCUGUGCGGGAGAAGUCAAGGAAGCUGACUGCCUUCCUGGAAUAUUGCUUGGAGGGGAUGUCUGAUAAAGCCAAAGAGCUGUUCCGGGUCAUCACGCCAUCUGAUGCAGAUCAGCGAGGUGCUCAGCUGAGUCUCCUUUUGUCCGAUGGGCUACUAGGUCCGGUCAUGAAGAAUCUCGAGGAACGGGGUGUGGUUGUGGACGAGCGCCAACCGAAUGUCAUUCGGGUUGCUCCGGCGCCUUUGUACAAUAGCUUCGCAGACUGCGUGGCAUUUGUGGAGGCUUUUGAACCUGUGUUACUGGCGGCUCAAAAGGGGGAGUAG
This is a messenger RNA of Pseudomassariella vexata, 1407 nucleotides long. Its product is annotated as kynureninase 1. Gene Ontology annotation, biological process: NAD+ biosynthetic process. Gene Ontology annotation, molecular function: pyridoxal phosphate binding; kynureninase activity. Lineage: Eukaryota; Fungi; Ascomycota; Sordariomycetes; Amphisphaeriales; Pseudomassariaceae. Gene Ontology annotation, cellular component: cytoplasm. The transcript has 2 exons. The record is from RefSeq and is a predicted model, not a curated record. Bases 1 to 1407 code for a protein of 468 amino acids.